Messenger RNA from Zerene cesonia (dogface butterfly), 695 nucleotides. RefSeq names its product probable enoyl-CoA hydratase, mitochondrial. The record is from RefSeq and is a predicted model, not a curated record. The coding region runs from base 240 to 680 and encodes 146 amino acids. The transcript has 3 exons. NCBI's taxonomy places the organism in Eukaryota, Metazoa, Arthropoda, Insecta, Lepidoptera, Pieridae.
AUAAAAGUUUUGACAUUAAUUCUUAUCACAAACCGCGAUAACUUAUUUCAUAUAAUAUGAUCAUAAGUGUAUAAUCUAUGACUUAAUACGUAUAUAGAAGAUAUAGCUAGUGUCUACACAGUUAUCACCUAUCGGUAUCAAAGUUCAUUUUUUUCUGCUCGGCCGUCCAUAGUUGCGAUAUCUCCGCGUUGGAAGCUGUGCCUAUUAGUGUAUUGAAAUAAACUUGUAAAUAGUAAGAAAUGGCUUCAGUAGCUGGAAUAACUCGCAUGGUUUUAGGAAGAAAUACCUUCAAUGGAGGUCGUGCUGUUGCAAAUGCCGGUCUUAUAAAGUUUUACAGCACAGCACCUCAAUAUGAAAACAUCAAAAUUGAUGUUGCUGGGGAGAAGAAGAAUGUAGGAGUCAUACAGUUGCACCGUCCCAAAGCUUUAAAUGCCCUCUGCAAGCCCUUGUUCCAGGAAUUGGGAAAAGCUGUGAAGGAUUUUGAUCAAGAUGACAAAAUUGCAGCUAUCAUUAUUACUGGUAACGAAAAGGCGUUCGCGGCUGGAGCCGAUAUCAAGGAAAUGCAAAACAACACUUACAGCUCCAACAACAAGGCUGGAUUCUUACAAGAGUGGGAGGACGUAUCGAACUGCGGCAAGCCCAUAAUAGCUGCGGUGAAUGGUUUUGCGGUGAGUGGAUAAAUAACAUUCUUCCAU